Messenger RNA from Xyrichtys novacula (pearly razorfish), 6957 nucleotides. Lineage: Eukaryota; Metazoa; Chordata; Actinopteri; Labriformes; Labridae. The record is from the annotation of a GenBank genome assembly.
GUUGUUGCCCAACGUUUCCUCCCGUCACCACCUCUCGUGUCGUGGUCCUCCUUGUAGCUUUUAGCACACAAACUCUGUAAAUCAUCAACAUGGACUGAAAGGACUAUGACUGCUCUCACAUGGCGGCAGGGUGGUGGAAAAGUCAUUUAAUUGACGGUUGCAUGAAUGGAAUAAGACCUUGUCGCCAGCUUGAUCGGAACAGGUCAGUCUGAAGAAUGAUAAACAUUAGCAGAAUUAUGCACGUCUGUUAGUUUCAAUGAAAGUUUGAACAAGGUUUGUUUAGUUUCUUUAACUCAGUUUCAGGACAUAAAAUGUAGUUAUGAAUGUUAACAUCAGAUGUUUUCUGCUGGUUGUGGGCGAUUUCCAACCACUUCUCUUUCUUAUUGACUCGCCCGAGCUAGCUCCGAUCACCGUCAACAGUUUAAUAUUAAAAAAUAUUCAUCCGAUACUUCACACGAUACACCAAAAGAAUGCUAUAUUUAUAUUUAAUACAGCUCCGAACUCCUAAAAAUCCCUUUGAGUGAAUGAAAUCAGUAGGCUACAUACUAUCUGUGUCAUGGUUUAUAACAGUGAAUGAAACUGUUGCGCAAAUAGAAAAUAGUAUCAUGUGAACAAAAAAUCUAAAAAGCCACAUUUAGACGUUUAUUAUAGUUCAGUAAUGUUUCCAGCGUCGACCUGAAGGUUUACCACUCUGCUCUGAUUUCAGAUUUGUUACAUAAGUAAAAGACGAGUCACUUCCCCUUUGUGGCUAAAGCAGUAUGAGGAUGAAUUGUCAUUUUCUCUUUCUUUUUGACCUGGUUGUGAUAAAAUUACUAUAUUUUAUUAGUUUAGUUUAUUUGUUUAUUCGAACAGGUUAAAAGAAAAACAAAAUAAAUACAAUUUAUAAUGUGCUUUGGUAGAAAAACAAUUAGAGACAGCUCUGUAGCAACAUUGAUAAUCAUACUUUAUUCGAAAGGGUGUGGAAUGAAGUUGAUAAAACUUAUCUAGUCCUACCCCUUUAUUGUUGUGUUACUGUAAUUUAAUCAGUUAGAGCAUGUGUAGGAAUAACAGCACAGCGGAAAGAAAAUACAUUAAAAAAAAGGCACGUUGCCCAUUGUCAUAAAUCCACGUUUCCAUUUCUCUCUUAUAUCCAUUUCGAAUAUGGUUUAUAAAAAUAAGUUUGAACUUGCUCAGCGAAAAAUGCAUAUUCCCCUGAGAUUAUGUUUGUUUUCUCUUAUUUUUCUUUUAUAGUGAAAGGGAAGAGAAGGUGAGCAGUGACCACAAAGGCUGUAUUUCUCUUCGUUUCCACCAUGGCUGGACAGCUGCCUUGGUUGCUCCUGGCUCUGUUGACAUCACGGACAGUCUUGUGUACACCAGAUAUAAAGCAGACAGGAUGGCCAUUAUAUCCCCAGAAGCCAGUUCUUCUUGUUUGGAAUGCUCCUACACAGGAUUGUGCUCCACGACAUGGUGUUUAUUUGUCCCUGGACCACUUUGACAUUGUGGCGUCCCCCAAUGAGGGCUUUGUACGGCAGAACCUAACGAUCUUCUAUAAGGAGCGCCUUGGGCUGUAUCCCUAUUAUGGGCAUGGCGGCACAGCAAUAAACGGAGGUCUCCCACAACGGGCCAGCCUUACUCAGCACCGUGAAAAAAUGCCUGAAGGUGUGCAAAAAUAUAUCCGUGAGCCGCAGGCAAAAGGUUUAGCUGUUAUUGACUGGGAAGAAUGGAGACCAUUAUGGAUCCGAAAUUGGGAUGUUAAAGAUAUCUAUCGAAGAGAAUCUCGUAAACUGCUUGCGGAUAAGAACCCAGAGUGGACCCCAGAACAUGUGGCAAAAGUAGCACAGCAGGAGUUUGAGCUAUCAGCUCGCAAUUUCAUGCUGGAAACCCUGAGAUUCGCCAAGAGUUUGAGGCCAAAUCAGCUGUGGGGCUUCUACCUCUUUCCAGAUUGUUACAACCAUGACUACAGAGGUGGCUUGAAGAACUACACGGGACGCUGUCCUGCUUUAGAGAUAUCGCGUAAUGAUCAACUGAACUGGUUGUGGAUGGAAUGUACAGCACUUUUUCCAUCUAUAUACAUGGGAUCGGUACUUGGCUCUACACACUACGGGCGUCUGUUUGUUCGAAACAGGGUGAAAGAGGCAAUGCGUCUGGCGUCUGUUGGAGAUGGGUUGGCACGUCCUGUUUUUGUUUAUACCCGCCCUACUUACAUCAGCGAGAUGACCUUUUUAACUGAGGUGAGAGCAGUUACUGAGCAACAUUUGACUGAGGUCAAAAAGCUUUAACAUGUAAAGGUCCUUUCACACCAGGACCAUUUUUGUCAUGCGAUUAUUUUGGACGUCAAUAUUUUUUUUUGAAACCGUAUCCUGUCAAUACAAACGUUCACAUCAGCGACAUUUUCCCAUCUUGCGAUAUUGCGGCAUUUAUUUUUUCGGAUCAUGGUCAAUUUUUCUAAAGUUUCGCAUACUGUGUGUCCACUUCUGACCAAUUAGAUUGCGUGUUGUUGCGAUGCCAGAUUCACCGGUAUAUCCAACAUGGCCGACAGGCUGAUUGUUUACGUGUCGGAGAACAGAGUGCUUUUUGAUAAAAACCACAAACAUUACAAAGAUAAUGACCUGAAGGACAACUUGUGGAGAGUCAUAGCGUCAGAUCUCUCAUAUGACAGUAGUUUGUGUGCUUUAACAGUUUGCUAAAUGUCUUUGUUUUAACUUUCAUCUGUGCUAACGUAAGCUAACGGUUGUUACCAUAGUUUCAUGUGCUUAUCUUAUCGCCUCUGACUGGCUAUAAGUGCUGACCUUUUGGCUUGAGUGUGUGAUGACGUUUCCAGCUUUUCUAGCCAAUCAGAGGUGAAGGAGGCGGGACUUUCCCCGGGAAAAGUCUUCCCCAGGAUGCAUCCCCCCCCCCCCCCCCCCGGAAAGUUGCAAGAUCACAUCAGGCUUGAUGUAUAUAGACAGGCGCGUCAAAAUUCGCCUCAGAGUAUUUCGUAAUUUCGCGUUCUAUAUUUGCAUAUAUUUGCGUUCUAUAUUCGGUGUGUAAGGACCUUAAAUGUUAUCUUGGAGUUAAAUAACAUAAUGGAUAUGAUAAAAUGUCUUUCUGAUCAGACUUUUCCCAGUUUAAAAUAGACCACUGAGAGGUUUGUUUGAAUGAUUUCAGAUGGACCUGGUCUCCACCAUCGGUGAGAGUGUUGCACUUGGAGCCGCAGGUGUGGUCUUCUGGGGUGACACCUCCUAUGCAAGCAGUAAUGUAAGUGUCCUAGCCUCUCUGCUUAUUUAAUGCCAAAUUGCCUUGAUUUUCGUGGUUUGGGGUUAAAUCCCUUUUUUGUCCCUGCAGGCCAACUGCAAAAGCAUUAAUGGAUAUCUUCAAGGGCCGCUGGGCCGGUACCUCCUCAAUGUAUCUACAGCUGCAGAACAAUGCAGUCAAGAGGUGUGCAAAUCACGUGGCCGCUGUUUACGCAAAAUACCAGACAAGGACGUGUACCUGCAUCUCAGCCCCAAAACACACAGCAUCACCAGUCAGGAUGGCCGGCUUAAGGUUGCAGGCAGUCCUGGCCGUGCUGAGUUGGAUGAUUUCCGUACACACUUCCAGUGCCAGUGCUACAGUGGAUACAGAGGUGAGACCUGUGCGGAGAAAGAAAAAGGGCAGAAUAGAGGCUCCUCUGUCUUAGGGACCUGGCCUCUUUGCUUUUUACUCCCUCUUGGACUUUUCACUCUGCUGCACUGAAGAAACCGAGAUGUGAAAAUAUUCAAUGCUCCUGCCAACCCUGAGUAGGACAGUCUGGGAUUUUCAAAAUAAAGGUGAUAAGAUUCUUUGCACUAGUGAUACUGAUAUAUUGACAGCAGCAGACAGUCAGUCCAUCUCCCUGUAAGCUGAAUGAUUUUUGUCCUAGCCAACCAGCAGAGCUCUGACCUCAGGACCUUUUCUUGAACUCAGUCUGUCCUUUUACAAAUGUACCAAAUCAUGCCAAAAAACACAACUUUAACUUGAAGGCCUCUUUCAGGCACCAUGCUGACCCCUGAGUUAGGUGGUCUUUUAACGGUACACUUCUCAUCCAUCUGUGUUUCUGUUCAACAUUAUGAUAGUCAAGAAUAUUGAUAUUGAUAACUAAAAAGGAAGGAACAUUUGAUUGCUUGAUAGCUGGUGACAAACAAGAGGACCACAAACUGACUCCAGGUACUCCAUUCUUGUACAUUACUCUCGUGGUUUGUUGUUGUAUUAUUAUUUGUGAGUAUUUUAGAGGCCUUUCUCAAACCACACCCUCCUGGCUGCUUCUCCAUCAUUGGGUGAACUCUGUUAGUAGCUGCACUCUUACUACACUCUACAACAGUAGUACAUUAGGCAGUUUCUGUUGAUUUGACCAGCAGUGUGCUUGACCCAUCAGUGGUGUGUCAUAAAAAUGUACACUUUUGGGUACAUUUUUCAUCUCCACUGACAAUGUCCAAAACCCACAGGAUCCAUGUUGACAUGGUUUUAAAUCACACCAAUACCAAUUAGUCUAUUUUAUUCAUUGAAAUCACUCCAUAUCAUGACUUAACACUCCCAGUGUUUUUAGUGCAAUUUCUUUUUUACAAAACGUCAUUGUUUUCAGUCGGGUUUUUAUAAGUGCCAUUCCCUUGUAAGUGCAUAUAAAUGAUAUAAAAAAAACAAACUAACUCUAAAUCAAAUGAACACUUCCAGUACUUUUGAGACUAGAAUAUGGUUAAUAAGAUCUUGAAUACUAUGUCAACUUUUUGAUUUCUACAUCUGAAUGAUAUCAUUAUUUUAUCUUAUUGAAAGUCAGCUAAGAACUGCUGGUUUUGGGUCACACCCUCAGAGGUUUUGGCGAACCUGACACUAUGUGGUGGAUCCGCCACAUGAGGUGGGCUUAGGUAGAGAGAGAGAGUGUAGGACAUGGUUUGAGAUUGGCCUGAGGUGUUAUGUUUUCUGCACCCAGCUUUAUGAAUAUGACAAAUUGCUUAUUAUUUCAGGACACCAUCUUGUUUAGCUUUUGUUAACUUUUGCUUAUAGAAACAAUAUGGCAGGACCUGUCUGUUUCAGUUCCUAGUUGUGCCUUAACUAGAUUACAAAGUGCUUUUUCUACACGGUACCAUUGUUUACACUUUCUGAACACUGAGGUUUUCAUCUCAGCCUCCUGGGGGCAAGGCUUUUACAGCAACACUAAAUGUCUAUUAUUAACCAUUGCAGUAUAUUAGAGAAAAUGUAGAUAGAGAUGUAGUGGGUUUUUUUUGUAAAAACUGUCUACAAAUCAUAGAUAUGACUGUGAAAAAUACAUGAUCAUAAAAGGAUAAUUGAUUCAACAGGCAAAGUUGCUCUUGAUGAAAGCCCAAUAAGUUAAUUGUCUUCAAAUCAGACAAGGUGGUUUGCUGGUACUUGCACUUUAACUGUAUAAACACAAUUUAUAAGUGCAUUUGUUCAUGGCCAACUUUAGCCUGUUCUAUAUAAACUUGUAUUUUUGCUCCUUUAUUUUCAAUGAGUUUCAAAAAUGUCUUUACAAAAAUGCAAAAUAUGCUUUAUUUAUGUUUGCCUCCAUUUUAAUGACCAAGUUAAGGGAUCCUUUUUUGAAGAUAUUCUCGUGAUGUAGAAAAAAAUAUCUAUGAUAGAUGUACCAUUAUCAAAUUUAUUGAAAAUCUCAAACAUCGCACCAGUUUUAGAAAUCUAGUAUUGAUCCGCCUGUAGGUGAUAAUCAUGUAAAAUGUUUUUUUAGUUUCUUUCUUUUUUUCUUUUUUUACUUCUACAGCAAUUUGUGUCAGCAUUCCUUCAAUGAAGCUGCAACUUUUGUCAGUUCAUUUCCAAGCAAAUAUUUUUCCUAGACUGGUGCUAGCAGAGUGUUUUCAUAUUUAUAAAGUAGGUUCUGUAUUUAUUCUUUACAGCCUAGCUCAAAGAAGUAUUUAGCUACCUGAAACCUCUUUAAUAUGCAAAUGCUGUUUUUGACAAACUGAAAAAUGGGACACGACACAAAUAGUUUUGCAAAAGAACAUUAAUAUCUAUGUUGUAAACUUUGUCUAUUUUUGCACUUUAUCUGCUUUUCGUUGAGGUGACUCUGGCUUUAAUUCACGCUGGUACUUUGAAGAAGUGAAAUAAUGUUCUAUCGCUGGUACAAAAGACUAAGUUUUAUUGUCAGUGCAUUACAGUACAAUGCAGUUUUUGAUUUUAAUAUUCAUGUAUUUUUCAUGUCACUGUGAAUCUUGUCUCGAGGAAAUGAGUGCCUCUGUGAUUGUUAUUCCUUCCUUGCUUUUCAUCUCAGUUAAAUUUUAAGACAAGGUUUUAUUUUUAAUUAUCUCUAAAUCUGACAUUUUGUGUAAGAACAAACUAAUGAACAUGUUAAUCAGAUGCAGGAACACUUGAAUGGCGGAGUGACAAAAUGUCACCUGCGCAUAUUGCAUAUUUUAUGUUUUAACAUGCUAUGCCAACAAUUUUUAAAAGGAUUUCACAAUAGUUUACAUUUUUCUGUGUUGAUUUUCUUCUUUUUAGCUGUGAUUUCAUUAGUUGCACAACAACAUAAAUAUCAAUGUAAAUUUUAAACUUAUUAUAGGAGAGAGAAGAUCUUGCUUUUAAAGGGGGUUGGUUCAGUAUCAAACCAAAGUCGGCUGUGCUGGACCUCUUUAUGCAGCAUUGACUGAAAAAGAAAAAUGUUCAAAAACUUUAAUCUACGAAUUUGUGAUUUUUAUUAUAUUACAUAAUCUUACAAACUUACCUUCGACCACUCUGUGAUUUGAAUAUAAAAAAGCCUUUGUAUUCAAGAAGUAAAAAUGACUUUGAUUGACAUGCCUUAUUAUGCCUUAAUGUAAUGUUGCUUUAAACCAGGUUUGAAAAAAGGGUUUUGUAUUUCAAGCAUUUUAUAAUUACCUUUUACAGAAGAUAUUGACUUAUUUGAAUCUGACCUCUUUUUUUCUGUCUUUUUUUUCUUGAGACUAUAGUCUAAAAUUUCACCCAUGUAGGGUAAAACUUACUCUUUGUUCAAAAACAUUAAAAAUAUUCCAAAAAUUA